AUGCUUGAGCCAGGCUUGCACAAUACGCAUCACACAGAUAGACACACACAAGACUGCAGAAAACCUCAGAACCAAGCCAAAGACGACGCAGAGAGAGAGUCUAGACGACCGAGUCAGUUCGCACACAAGCCACAGUCGUCGGCCACUCACAGACGCCACCCGUCGCUCGUCGGUCACGCGUUGCAGACCAAAGAGUUCACAGAACAGAGUUCAAGUCUUCCACAAGUCGCGCACACUCACACAGCCACAGUCGGCUCUCAAGUUCGGUUUUCACACUCGCGGCGUCCCAGAACAGAGUCUACUCGAGUUCACUUCUACAGUUCCACUUCCACUCUUCCAGUUCGAGCACAGUCUGAAUCGCUUCGUUGCGGUCUGGAGCUUCGGUUGCAAGAAACAUAUAUGGAGUUGAUGGAUGUUCAUGAUGAUGAUGAGCAACCUAAGAAUAACAAGCCGGAAUUGAUUAACAAUGCUCAUGUAACUAUGGAUUCAAAUCAACAAAAAGAGAAAGAGAAAGAGCAACAGAACGAUCAAGAGCAAGAGAAAGACAAAGGUGAAAAGCAACCAGAAAAUUCAAAAGUUACAGGUAAAAGAAAACCAACUAGACCUGAAUCUUGGGUAUGGAGUCAUUUUACUUUGAUGGAGGGUUGUGAUCCUGAAUUUCCAAGGGCCACAUGUAAUUGGUGUGGCUUUGAUUAUGCUUGUCAUAAAAAAAGAAAUGGCACUUCUAACAUGGCAACACAUUUAGAAGAAAGAUGCAAGAAAUUUGGUGUUAGAGAUACAGAUCCUAAACAACCUAAACUUUCCUUCCAACCAAAAAAAAAAGAAGAAGGAGAAGGUUGUGGAACUAGUUUGAAGGGGGUGACAUUUGAUCUUAAUUCUUGUAGGCAAGCUCUUGCUAGAAUGAUAAUUGUUGAUGAGUUGCCUUUUAAAUUUGUUGAGAAUGAAGGUUUUCAAUAUUUCAUGAGUAUUGCACAACCUCUAUUUCCCCUUCCAUCACGUACUACAGUAGCUAGAGAUUGCUUGAGUCUUUACUUGUCUGAACAAGCUAAGUUGAGGAAUGUAUUUUGUAAAUCAAAACAAAGUGUUUGUUUGACCACUGAUUGCUGGACAUCUUUACAAAAUAUGAAUUACUUAUGCCUCACUGGACAUUUCAUUGAUGAUGAGUGGAAAUUGCAUAAAAGAAUUUUGAACUUUUGUCAAAUUGCUGAUCAUAAAGGUGAAACUAUUGGUGAAUUGAUUGAGAAGUAUUUGUUGAGUUGGGGAAUUGAUAGAGUUUUUACAGUUACAGUUGAUAAUGCCUCAAGUAAUGACACUGCUAUAUCUUAUGUUAAAGAUAGGAUACUUGAUUGGAAUGGGCACAUUAUGAAAGGAGAAUACAUGCAUGUUAGAUGUUGUGCGCACAUCUUGAAUUUAGUUGUUAAUGAUGGGUUGAAAGAGAUUGGUGAUACUUUAACAAGAAUUAGAAAUGCAGUUCGAUAUAUUCGUGCAUCACCAUUACGGUUCCAAAAGUUCAGGUCUUGUGUAGAGCAAACAAGAAUUCAAGAAAAGGAUAUUGUGAAGUUAGAUUGUCCUACAAGAUGGAAUUCUACUUACAUGAUGCUUGAAAGUGCCUUGAAAUUUCAAAAGGCAUUCAAGAGAUUAGAAGAAAAGGAUACUACUUUUGCAAUUGAUAAGGAAGGACCCCCAACCAUAAAGGAUUGGGAAAAUGCACGUGUUUUUGUCAAAUUCUUGAAAAUAUUUUUUGAUGUCACCAAAAAAGUCUCUGGCUCAUUGUAUGUUACAUCUUCUCAAUAUUUUCAUGAGUUUUGCUUGGUAGUAAAGACUUUGAAUGAUAUGUGUCUAAGUGAUGAUCCUUUGUUGAAUUCAAUGGCAAGGAAGAUGAAACAAAAACAUGACAAGUAUUGGGGGAAUGUUGAUAAUUUGAAUAUGAUGAUCUUUAUAGCUGUGGUACUUGAUCCUAGGUACAAGUUGAAAUUUGUGGAGCGGAGUUUGAAAAAACUCUACGAUGAAGAUAUGGCUGAAUAUUUCACUAGGCAGGUGAAAGAGUUGCUUUUCAAGAUGUAUGAUAGAUACAAGUCUUUUCAUGGCCUUAAAAAAAGUUCAACCAAUACUCAAUCCCAAUUUGAUAAAGUUAUGAAUGAAGAUGAUAAUGUUGAAAAUCAAUCAGAGUUGGACCUCUACUUGAUGGAGACUAGAGAAAAAACAAAUCCCAAAUUUGACAUACUUAAUUGGUGGAAAGUGAAUUCAUCUAAAUAUCCUGUCAUUGGACAAAUUGCUAGGGAUGUAUUAGCCAUGCCUAUCUCCACUGUAGCUUCUGAAUCUGCUUUCAGUACUGGGGGUCGUAUACUAAAUGAGUAUAGAUGUUCAUUGACACACAUUUACUUUAACCUGAAACACAAUCCUUCCACCCAUACCUAUUCAUACAACAUCCCAGGUUUGGACGUGAUUAUCAGUAUGGAGUGGUUGAUGGCAAAUAAUGCCACCUUGGACUGUGCUAGGAAGAUAGUUUUGUUACUGGUACAUACUACAUCGACUAAUAUUUCUUAUGAGUCUAAGCUCUUAUUAGUGGUACAAGUAGAGAAAUUGAUGCAACAAGGGUGUAUGGCUUAUAUGGUUUUCUUCUCAAUGCAUGGGGUCUACAAUAGAAGUAUUGAUAAGAUUGGGGUAGUGAAUGAAUUCCCUGAGGUAUUUACAGAUGAUAUAUCUAGUUUGCCUCCAAAAAGGGAAUUGGAGUUCACCAUAGACAUAGUGCCAGGAACUAAACUAAUCUCAAAGGCACCAUAUCGAAUGUCACCAACUGAGCUGGCUGAGUUGAAGAAGCAGAUAGAGGAGUUACUUGAAUAG
Prosopis cineraria is the source of this 2844-nucleotide messenger RNA. RefSeq names its product zinc finger BED domain-containing protein RICESLEEPER 2-like. NCBI's taxonomy places the organism in Eukaryota, Viridiplantae, Streptophyta, Magnoliopsida, Fabales, Fabaceae. The record is from RefSeq and is a predicted model, not a curated record. The transcript is spliced from 5 exons. The coding region runs from base 1 to 2844 and encodes 947 amino acids. Gene Ontology annotation, molecular function: DNA binding; protein dimerization activity.